AUGUCUGACUGGGAUACCAACACUGUUAUCGGCCAAAAGGCCAGAGCCGGCGGGUCUGGGCCAAGAGCCAACGUCGCCAGAACUCAAGGUCAAAUCAACGCCGCCAGAAGACAAGGUCUCGUCCUCUCCGUCGACAAGAAGUACGGAUCCACAAACCAAAAGGGAGACUCCGAGGGCCAAAGAUUGACCAAGAUCGACCGUGAGACAGAUAUCGUCAAGCCAAAGAAACUAGACGCCAACGUCGGGAAGACGAUCGCUAGGGUCAGAACCGAGAAGAAAUUGUCUCAAAAGGAUCUCGCUACCAAGAUUAACGAGAAACCUACUGUCAUUAACGACUACGAAUCUGCAAGAGCCAUUCCAAACCAACAAGUCUUGGGGAAAUUGGAAAGAGCCUUGGGUGUCAAGUUGAGAGGGAAGGAUAUUGGACAACCUUUAUUCGGACCAAAGAAGAAGUAA
Molecule: messenger RNA, 456 nt
Organism: Naumovozyma castellii
Lineage: Eukaryota; Fungi; Ascomycota; Saccharomycetes; Saccharomycetales; Saccharomycetaceae
Gene: MBF1
Product: multiprotein-bridging factor 1
Exons: 1
Coding region: 1-456 (151 amino acids)
Source: RefSeq, a predicted model, not a curated record